UCUUCGUUUCCUUUUCGUGUGUUUCGAGAAAUAUAUCGAUCAAUUCCGAUUCCUUCUUUUUUAUUGAUUCUUUUCCGAUAUAAUUGAAUGGUCUGGCGAGUCCAGACAGAAACACAUUAGACUCGGGCAAUGCGGAAGGCCAAAACCGCACUCUGCUUAAUCACAGCCACUGGCCUCACCUUUCAUGCCUUCAACCCCAAUUUUCUAUCAUCUUCCUCCGAUUCCUUCCCCAACUUUCCUGAGAAAUUACGCGCACCAAUCCAUGGCGUCAAUCGAUCUUCUCGCGCAAUCGCCACCAUUGCUUUCACUGCUGUUGACUACAAGUUCACUUUACAUGGACUCUCGGUUGACUCUGAUGAGUAUCGUCAGAAGCUAUCUGAGGUUCAUAGAAGGUCCGCCACGAGAAUUCGGAAAUUGUGUGAGGUCAAUAGAGGGUUCUAUGUGAAAGCUGGCCAAUUUGUUGCAGCUUUGCGACAGGUUCCCAAGGAAUACUCAUUAACUCUUUCCUCAUUGCAGGAUCAGGCAGUUCCUUAUCAUUUCAAGGCUAUUAAAGAGGUACUAAUCCGCAAUCUGGGACCCGAGCUGUCAGAUAUAUUUUUGUCACUCGAUGAACAUCCGAUAGCUGCUGCAUCUAUUGCUCAAGUACACCGGGGAGUUCUUAAGGGUCAUCAAGAAGUAGCAAUUAAGGUGCAGUACCCGGGGCUGGAGCAGCAAAUGAAAAUAGAUGCAACAACCAUGUAUUUUCUUUCAAAAUCCCUUGCUUGGCAGUUUUUCCCAGAAUACAGAUUUGAGUGGCUGGUAUCUGAAUUCGUACGGUCUAUUUCUCUCGAACUUGACUUUAUUCAGGAGGCUAGGAAUUCUGAGACAACUGCCAAUAACUUUGCCAACAACAAAUGGGUCAAGGUUCCUCGUGUAUUUUGGGACUUAACGACUCAUCAAGUUCUGACGAUGGAAUUCUGUACAGGGCAGAAGGUUGAUGAUGUUGAAUAUCUGAAGGAAAGGAGAAUACACCCAAUGAAGGUGGCAGAAGUGUUGUUGGAAGUGUUUGCUGAAAUGAUUUUCAUCCAUGGUUUCCUGCAUGGAGAUCCACACCCUGGUAACAUAUUAGUUUGUCCUGAAGGUCAGAAUGGCUUUUCAUUGGUUAUUCUAGACCAUGGAAUAUACAAAAAAUUGGAUGAAGGAUUUAGGUUGGAUUACUGUCAGCUCUGGAAGGCAUUAAUUCUUCUGGACUCAAAAAACUUGCAGCGUUUGGGUGAACGGUUUGGUGUUGCGAAGUAUUCUAGAUACUUUCCUGUCAUUUUUACGGGAAGAACUAUUGACAGUAAAUCGGCACUUGGGAAGGCAAUGUCAGUUGAAGAAAGACGUAAUCUAAAGCAGGAGCUGAAGUCCCUGAAGAUGGAAGACAUAUCUUCAUUUAUGGAAUCCUUGCCAUCAGACUUUCUCACAAUAUUGCGUACUGAUGGGCUGCUGAGGUCUAUUGUUAGCAAGUUGGGGGCUCCACAAAGAGUCAGGUUGCUAGCCUAUGGCAAAUAUGCAUUAUAUGGUCUUUCUCCAAAGUUGAAUCCUGAAUCUGAUUUUGCUCCGAAAGUUGUGUUCUCCCGAUUGAAGGCAAAUGCAAGUUACUAUAGGUUAAGGCUUAUUCUUGAGGUUCUACAGCUGCUUUCAUGGAUGGCAAAGGUCAAGCUUCUUCUGUAUACUAUGUAUGAAAAGAUAAGGUUGUGCUAUUAGGGGAAUUUUGAUUGUUUCCUCUUGUUAGUGAUUUCUUCUACCUAAUGUGAAGUUCUUUUGUGAGGUGUCUUUAAUUUUUUUUGGCACUUGUAUAGAUCAACGUAUGUUUAAUUUUUUGGUUACAUUGGAGUUCGACCCUACGGUUCGAACUGGGGUGCCAUGGGAGGAAAGGGGAAGCCGCCACCACUGUGGACACACACAAUGCUGUAUUUUUGGACAUGGAACGGUUGAUCUUUCUUUUUCUUUUUGUGUAACAUAAAAUAAGAUACUUUUGGUUAUCAGUUGAGAAAUCAAAUUGAAAAUA
Molecule: messenger RNA, 2032 nt
Organism: Prunus avium (sweet cherry)
Lineage: Eukaryota; Viridiplantae; Streptophyta; Magnoliopsida; Rosales; Rosaceae
Product: Protein kinase superfamily protein
Source: RefSeq, a predicted model, not a curated record